CACAAGAACCUUCCACUAUGACUCGCAUAAUUUUUUACAGCCAUCCUUGCAUUUUAAAAAAAAUGAAGAACAAGUCAAUAAAAUACUGAGGUCAUCGCAAGAAUAACCAAUUUUGGACACAAGUCUCCCCCCAUACGUGUAACAACAGUGAAAGUAAUUACAUGUAUAAUGUAUUUGUUAAAUCAAGAAAAGUCGGGGGGUGAAAAGUCUUCCAUAGUGGCUUAUUUCAAGUUACAAACACUUCUGUGGGAGAACAGAGAUCAUUUACACAAAACACUUGGCCGAUGGCUAAACUGACAAGCUUUGUGCUUCUCUUUUUCUCAUGUUUCUUCAUGCGGUAUAUUUGUUCUUCUUAUGCAGAAACAGUGAUAUAUACCCUCAAGCAAGGCGAACAGCUCCGGGACCAGGACACCGAUCAUCUCGUCUCUCAACAUGGCCACUUCAAGUUAGGCUUCUUCAGUCCUGGUGCUUCAAGUAACCUCGGCAUUACCAGUAACCGUUUCUUGGGAAUAUGGUACAGCAAACUACCAGAUCAUCCAGAUGCAGUGUGGGUGGCCAACCCAGAAACUCCGGUUGUCGAUUCAUCUGGAGUAUUUACAUUGGAUAGUGAUGGAAAAUUGAAGAUCAUACAUGGUGGAGGGCAGAUUAUUAUAUCAGAUCCCAAUCAAACAGUUUCUGGUAAUGUGACUGCCUAUUUGAUGGAUACUGGAAAUUUUAUCCUAAGAAAAGUAACAUCAGAUGGAACACCUGGAAACAUUCUAUGGGAAAGUUUUGAUUAUCCAUCCAACACAUUGUUACCUGGAAUGAAGUUAGGCAUGAACCUUAAGACUGGACAUAAUCGAACACUUUCUUCAUGGUUCAGUUAUCAAUCCCCGGUUUCUGGUGCGUUCAGGCUUGGUGUGGACCCCAGUCGCACCAACCGAUUGAUCAUCUGGCGGCGAGAAGUUGUAUACUGGACCAGCGGGAUCUGGGAAAAUGGAAGUUUUCCAAAGGCCCCUGAACUGACAACAAGGACUGAUUUAUUUGAUUUCAAUUUUGUAUCAAAUGAAGAAGAAAAGUACUUCACUUACUCUGUUAAAAACAACUCUACUCUUUCAAGAUGGGAACUGAAUACUUGGGGCCAACUCUUGCAGUCUAUUUUAGCCCCAAAUGGUACUACUUGGGAAACCACCGUUACAAGUCCAUGCAAGUUCAACCCGUAUUACCCAGAUGCAGUGUGCAUAGAGCAGAAGCCCUCUGAAUGCAGGAAUGGAUCUGAGCUACUUGUGCCAACAAGAGGCUACUUAAAUGAUGCUCAAUUUACACAUCAGGAUAAUAAUACUAACUUAGAUCUUAGCGACUGUCACGCUACUUGCUGGAAUGAUUGCACCUGUAUCGGCUACCAAAAUAUACAUACCAAUGGAUCUGGAUGCCUGUUUUUCAAAAAGGGAGCACAUUUUGUCCAGAAUGAUUACUUUGGAGUCAAUUAUCUCAUUAUCAUAGCGAAUAACAGCAGAGAUGGAACGACUACCGAAAAAGGAAGUACACAGAAGAAAUGGUGGAUAUGGUGUAUCGUAGGUAUUAUACUUGCUGUGGCAGUGCUACUUUUAGGCUAUUUCUGCUACACAAGGAAAAGAAAACUUGCAGUCGUGCAACAAACUGACAAGGUGGAAACAAGCCAAGAGCAAGGACUACUUGAGUUGGGAUCUCAAAUUCGAGGAUUGCGUGACAUAUUCAAGCUCAAAACAGGCAGAGGGAGAGGGCAGGAGUUUAAGAUGCUCAGCUUUUCUGAAAUACUGGCUGCAACAGAUGACUUCUCAUUUGCCAAAAAGCUAGGAGAGGGUGGUUUUGGACCGGUCUACAAGGGUGUAUUACCAGAUGGGCAACAGGUGGCAGUAAAGAGACUUGCAAGACAUUCAGGGCAAGGAAUAGAAGAAUUCAUGAAUGAGAUUACACUUAUAGCUGAACUUCAACAUAGUAAUCUUGUUCGGCUUUUGGGUUGUUGCAUUCAAGGAGAAGAGAAGAUUCUGAUAUACGAAUACCUGACAAAUACAAGCUUAGAUGCCUUCCUCUUUGAUUCCACUAGAGUGAAUCUUUUAGAUUGGCAGAGACGCAUCAACAUCAUCGAAGGGAUUGCACAAGGACUUCUUUAUCUUCAUAAGUAUUCUAGAGUUAGAGUCAUACACAGAGAUCUGAAGACUAGCAACAUUUUACUUGAUGAAAACAUGAACCCUAAGAUAUCAGAUUUUGGAAUGGCCAGAAUUUUCGGACAGAAUGAGUCCAGAGCAAAUACGAAUAGAGUUGUAGGAACAUAUGGCUAUAUGUCUCCAGAAUAUGCCAUGAAUGGCAUUUUCUCUGAGAAGUCCGAUGUAUACAGCUUUGGAGUUGUACUGCUGGAGAUUGUGAGCGGCCAGAAGAACACUGUUUUUGUUUCAUCCACUGCUCUCAGCCUUAUCGAACUAGCCUGGGGCUUAUGGAAACAAGGUGACAGUCUAGAGCUAAGGGACCCAUCAAUGGACUCAUGCCCAAAAGAUGAAGUUUCAAAAUUUAUUCAUGUUGGUCUCCUAUGUGUGCAAGAGUAUGCAGUAGAUAGACCUACCAUGUCAGAAGUAAUAUCCAUGCUUACAAGCGAUAUCAUGUUUUUACCUGAUCCAAAACAACCUGCAUACUGUAUUUCAAGAAGUGAAGUUGGGUCAUCACAACCUCAUGGAAGGUCGGAUAUGGGUUCAUCAAAUUGUGUAUCUAUGACUGUGAUGGAAGCUAGAUAAAGAUACUACUUUCACGUUCCAUCAGAUGGUAUUCAUUAUUCAAUAGGGAUCCCACAAAUGCUAUGUGCAUGGGGAGAAUCUUGUUGAAUCUAGGAAGAGUUUGGAUACAUUUUUUUCCAC
Molecule: messenger RNA, 2867 nt
Organism: Prunus persica (peach)
Lineage: Eukaryota; Viridiplantae; Streptophyta; Magnoliopsida; Rosales; Rosaceae
Product: G-type lectin S-receptor-like serine/threonine-protein kinase At1g67520
Exons: 7
Coding region: 285-2747 (820 amino acids)
Biological process (GO): recognition of pollen; protein phosphorylation
Molecular function (GO): protein serine/threonine kinase activity; ATP binding
Source: RefSeq, a predicted model, not a curated record